This is a messenger RNA of Debaryomyces fabryi, 1080 nucleotides long. RefSeq lists its product as uncharacterized. The record is from RefSeq and is a predicted model, not a curated record. The transcript has a single exon. Gene Ontology annotation, molecular function: nucleotide binding. Bases 1 to 1080 code for a protein of 359 amino acids. Lineage: Eukaryota; Fungi; Ascomycota; Pichiomycetes; Serinales; Debaryomycetaceae.
AUGGCAAUUAAUAUCAAUUGGGGAAUUUUAGGUGCUGGGAAUAUAUCCUCACAAUUCGUUCAUGACUUGUGCUUGAGUAAUGAAAAAGGUGAUAAUGAAGUUAAGCACAUAGUUAGAUCAAUUGGGACCUCUUCAAAAACAAAAGGUCAAGCUUUUAUCGAUUCAAAUUGUAUUAAAUCAAACAAUAACGAAGGCAUUAUUCCAGAUUUACAAACUUAUGAUGAAUUUUUUACUAAUGAUCAAAUUGAUGUUGUUUAUGUUGGUACCCCACACCCACUACAUAAACAUCAAGUUAUUCAGGCUUUAGAAAAUAAUAAGCAUGUUCUUUGUGAAAAGCCAUUCACAAUUAAUUCAGCAGAUGCUAAUGAGAUAAUUCAACUUGCAAAGAAGAAAAACAGAUUCUUAAUGGAAGCUGUCUGGACAAGAUUUUUCCCAUCUAUUACACUUCUGAAGAAAUACAUAUUUGAAGAUAAACUUCUUGGUAAGAUCAAUAGAUUAUUUGUUGACUUUGCAUAUGAUGCUGAUAUUGAAAAUCUACCAGUUACGUCAAGGCUCAGAGAUAUAAAACUAGGCGGCGGUUCAUUAUUAGACAUAGGCAUUUAUUCUAUAACUUACGCAAGAAUCUUGUUAGAUGACAAAGUUGGAAUCCAAGCGACAGAAUUUGACACGAAGUCAUUUCUCACGUUAGAUCCUAUCGAUAAAGUUGAUUAUACCUCGUCUAUUUUAAUGAAAUAUGUAGAUGGGAAACAAGGAAUAUUAACAUGUUCUAAUUAUACUGAUGGACAGGAACCAUUCUUAAGGCUUGAAGGCUCAAAGGGGACAUUAGAAAUGUGGGCCACGAAUCCUGCUCGUCCCAAAAAAUUCAGGAUUACGUUUAAAGACAGCAGUGAUCCUAUAGAAUAUGAAGACAACAGUGCAUUUAAUGGCUUUAUUCAUGAAGCUGAUGCAGUCGCUAGAAAUAUCAUCCUGGGAAAGUUAGAAAACGAUACGAUGCCUUUAAGUGAAACUCUUUUAGUGAUGAAAAUUAUGGAUACAGUCAGGGCAGAAAAUGGCUUGGAAUAUCCUGAAGAUAAAUCUUGA